CUCGUUGCUAUGCAUCACCAUGAUCUUGCGUGUGCAUGGGAAUUUUUUUGAAAUUACUACGUUCCCCAACAAUUGGGCCGUGACACAGACAAAGAAUAUGUGGUUCGCAUCCUCUAUUGUACAGCAGAGGGGACACAUUCCGUCCCCAGGGCCAUUACGUUUGAGCACCUCCACCCCAGAAGGUAUCCGACCCCUAAUCCAUUGCAAUAGGAAUAUCCUUAUCUUGAGCGGCAGCUUGAUGGCCCAGACAACAGUGAAAGCCGCCGGGGCCGUCGACGGGGCGAUGGCCUGGUACAAGGACCGAGUGGAGAAACGGCUCGAGGGCUCAAGGUGCCACGACAUGCGAUGCGAGACCCUGUCUACGUCGGGGGUGUGGAGGGAGAUGCACUCGAGCAUCUCAUCCCAGGCAACAACAUCUGGGGGACCAAAGGGGCGCCAGAACGCGAGGCGCCCAAGGUCCGAGAGAGCGACCUCGACCGAGAUCCUAGGCUCCACCGCGGUGGAGAAUAAAUCCGGGAAUCGAGCGGCAAAAGGGGCGUCACCCGCCCAACGAUCGAACCAGAACAAUGUAGCAGAGCCGGAGCCGAUCGAGAUGGACGAACCGAUGCGAAGGACCGGAAGCAGCUGGAUGAUGGAUUGCCAGAACUGGGACCCUUCGGAGCGCUGGCAAAAGGCUAGCGGCUGGCCCCGAAGGUACUUGUUUAUAAUGAUGUCAAGCCAAAGCCCGCCCUCACCGUUGGCAAUCCUCCAGAGCCAUCUGGUCAGCAAGGCGAUGUUCAUGCGUUUGGACGACAUGAUGCCCAGACCAUCCUGAUCACAUGGCUUGCAGAUGUCGGGUCAGCUGACCAUAUGGUAUUUCUUCUUGUCACCCUUGCACUAAGGUUAGUCUGGUUGUCUGUUUUGUUAUUAGGAAUCGCAGCAAUGCACCUGUCAGCUUCGCAAUGCAAACGUUGCGAUCGAUCGGUAGGCUGAUCACGGGACCUGAAGUUGGAUGUUUGGAUUGCGACUAAAAUUGGCAUGGUCAUGAUUUUGGAUGGUCAGCAAGGAAUUGGUUUGCCCAUACCCUUUCCCUCGGCGGUUUAUUCUUCUUGCAAAAACCAAAACACGGAACAAUUAACGUCAGCUUAUCAAAGUGUGUUCUUACAGUUCAGAAGAAGAAGAAGAAAAACUAUAUUACAUGCACAUCACUAUGUGAAGAGCCGGAUAUUCAUUCAAUUUGGCUCUGGCCAAAACCUCAAAAUGAAAUGGAAACAUGCCAAAAACGUAAAUUGCAUAAAAGGCGUGGGGCAUGGACAAGACUUACCUGGCGUGCUGCUGCUGGAGUGGGAAUCUCAUACUGUACUGCACACGCACGCACGCACGCAGCGCCAAAGGAAUCCAAAGGGGUUCAGAGUCAUGUCCAUCAUAUCCUGGUGAGAAGAGACUGAAGCAGAUUCUGCAGUUUUGGGUGUCACUUUCUUCAGCACAUGGUCACGGGAUCAGACUGUACAAGAAUGCAUCAGUUACAAGGGGUGUUAGAUGAACAGGCACCGGCAGCUGCCGCUCCACUAGGCACAGACCUCUGUCCGGCCUGCGCCGCUCUGCUAGAUCGCCACCUUCCAGUACGCACCUGCGGUCACUGCCUUGAGUGGGCUCUGGGAAGGAUGGAUAUGCAUCGGCAGCAGCGAGAAAUCAGUUCAGAGUUUUACUGAUGGUCAGGAAACUUGUGUUCAAGGAGCAAUCCAACGGCAGACUGUGCUGCAGAGAAGACGGCCAGGUGGGGCACGCAGGUGCAAGUCGGACAAUCUCUUCUAGCUUUCAGGGCAAUGCAGCUUCAUGCAGAGGAGAAAUGGGAACAAUUGAAGCUAGUCAGUUGAAGGAAAAUAAUGCCCAUCAGGGCCAAAACAAUUAAAGCCAGUCAAAAGAAUCAGUAGAAAUCUUGAAGGGGGAAGAGUGUAUGACCCGAACUCAGAAGCAGAAAGAGCAGCAAGAUAAAUAAAAUCAAGCAUCGGUACAGAACUAAUCUGAUGAGCAAGAGAAAAAAGGAAGAGCGAGACCAUCAGCGCAAGAGGCCACUAAGUGUAACAGAUACAGACCUGAUGGGAAAAGGCAAAGGAAGAGAUGCCCUACCUGCCAUCAGCUAUACAGAUCAACAAAUACCUUUUUGGAACUUGCGUACAAAUCAUCAACCAUUGCAACUCAAGGAACCAUGCAUGUGCAGGUGCCGAAUUUGCAAGGUGUUACGAGGAAAUUCAAAUCAUCAACCAUUGCAACUCAAGGAACCAUCAGCUGUACACAGUGCAGUAACUGUGAAGCAAAUUACCAAACAAAGACAAGAAAAUGAAUUAGCAAGAACAGCAAGGAUGAAGAGGAAACUUGUGUUGAAGGAGCAAUUCAACACAAAUACUGGUAGUAAGAUAUGGAAUUUUGAGGAGGCAGCUAUAAGAAAACAACAAACACUGGGCUGGAGAUUGCAAAAAUUAUGCACUUGCCAACGUUGCCACACGUUCGGGGCAAAAUCAAAUUAUCAACCAGCACAAGUCAUGGAAUCAUCAGCUGUAAACAGUGCAAUAAUGGCUGACCAGAUGAUGAAACUAAGACGCCAGGACGACUUAACAAGAACGGCACGAAUGAAGAGGAAAGCACGAAUUCAACUUAAUAAGAGCAGAAAACGUGCCAGAAUCAAUAAUGGUGAAAUAGACAGGGUUGACAAUUCUAAUGCCAGUAAGAUAUGGAACUUUGGGGGGCCAACAUGCAUCUGCCAGCACUGCCAUGCACUUAUGUGGCAUGGAGAAAAACUACAAUCUUCCAGUAGCACACAACCAUCCUUUGGACAAUGCUGCAAACAAGGGAAGAUUAUCUUGCCGCCAUUUAAAGAACCACCGCCUUACCUUACAAGUUUAUUGACAAGGGGUGGAGGGGAAAUAUCAGCAAACUACCGAAAAAACAUUAGGUCUUACAAUUCCAUGUUUGCGUUCACAUCAAUGGGGGGAACUUUGGAUAAGGAAAUAAACAAAGGGCGUGGACCUUAUGUUUUCCGACUGAAUGGUCAGAACCGCCACCAGAUAGGAACCCUGCUACCUGAAGAAGGAAAUAAGCCUCGUUUUCAACAGUUGUAUAUCUAUGACACAAAGAAUGAGAUCCAGAACAGGAUAGAAGCAUCAAGGUCUGGUAAACGUGAUGCCUCACUAGAUGAAAAAAUUGUCAGUGGCCUACUAACCAUGCUCGACAAGAAUAACACAUUGGCACAAUCGUUCCGGAUGGCAAGAGAUAGAUUUAAAGAAAAUGACUACAAUAACUUGACUCUAAGGUUACUCGGUGAUAGGGAUCAAGAUGGGAGACAACACAACAUGCCAUCAACAUCAGAAGUUGCCGCGUUGAUAGUCAAAGAUCCAACCCAAAGAUAUGGACGUGACAUUGUUCUUGAGUACAAAGAUAAGAAACCUAAAAGGAUAUCAGAAAUCCAUCCAAAAUUCAUGGCCAUGCAAUACCCGUUGCUCUUCCCAUAUGGAGAAGAUGGUUAUAGACUUGGAAUAAAAUACAACAAAAGGAAAGGUUUAAGUAACAAGAAAUACAUCAGCAUGCUGGAAUACUAUGCAUAUCACCUCCAACAGCGCCCAGGCCAGUCGAUGUUAAUGCUAACGUGUGGAAAUCUGUCAAUGCAGUUUGUGGUUGAUGUCUUCACAUGCAUCGAACAUAAUAGGCUCCACUGGAUCAGAGAAAAUCAAGGAAUUUUACGAACGGAACUUUAUGACGGACUACAGGAUGCAUUCAGAAAAGGAGACACGCGGACAGAACAAGUAGGCAGGAGAAUAGUACUCCCAGCAAGUUUUACAGGAAGUCCUCGAAACAAAGAGCAAAACUACCAAGAUAUGAUGGCAAUAUGCCGUUGGGCUGGACAACCCCAAUUGUUCAUAACAUUCACAUGCAACCCUAAUUGGCCAGAGAUUCGGUUGAUGCUAAAUGAAGCUGGGAACCAGAAGCCAGCAGAACGUCCUGAUAUUAUAGUUCGAGUGUUCAUGCUAAAACUGAAAGAGCUAAUGUCUGAUAUUAGCAGAAAACAGCAUUUUGGAAAGACUAAAGCAACCGUCUACGCAAUAGAAUUUCAAAAGAGAGGACUCCCACAUGCCCAUAUUCUAAUUUUCCUUGAAAACGGACAAAAAAGUCUCAAGCCCUCACAAAUUGAUGAAAUAAUAUGCGCUGAGAUCCCGGACAAUGACAAGGAUCCAGAAACAUUCAAAGCUGUCAAGAAUUUUAUGAUGCACGGACCAUGUGGAGAGGCAAAUCCAAAGUCCCCUGCAUGGAGAAAUAUAUGUGCACCAAGCGCUUUCCAAAAAUAUUUUCUGAAGAGACGAUCAUAGAUGAAGAC
This is a messenger RNA of Triticum urartu, 4348 nucleotides long. NCBI's taxonomy places the organism in Eukaryota, Viridiplantae, Streptophyta, Magnoliopsida, Poales, Poaceae. The record is from RefSeq and is a predicted model, not a curated record.